CAACGUCGAAAGCAGCCAAUGGGAGCCCCGGAGGCGGAGCGUCUGUGGGAGCCGUGGAGGGAACUUUCCCAGUCCCGAGGCACAACGGGGGUUGCAUCCAUGGAGCGAGCUGAGAGCUCGAGUACAGAACCUGCUAAGGCCAUCAAACCUAUUGAUCGGAAGUCAGUCCAUCAGAUUUGCUCUGGGCAGGUGGUACUGAGUCUAAGCACUGCAGUGAAGGAGUUAGUAGAAAACAGUCUGGAUGCUGGUGCCACUAAUAUUGAUCUAAAGCUUAAGGACUAUGGAGUGGAUCUCAUUGAAGUUUCAGACAAUGGAUGUGGGGUAGAAGAAGAAAACUUCGAAGGCUUAACUCUGAAACAUCACACAUCUAAGAUUCAAGAGUUUGCUGACCUAACUCAGGUUGAAACUUUUGGCUUUCGGGGGGAAGCUCUGAGCUCACUUUGUGCACUGAGCGACGUCACCAUUUCCACCUGCCACGCAUUGGCGAAGGUUGGGACUCGACUGGUGUUUGAUCACAAUGGAAAAAUCAUCCAGAAAGCCCCCUACCCCCGCCCCAGAGGGACCACAGUCAGCGUCCAGCAGUUAUUUUCUACACUACCUGUGCGCCAUAAGGAAUUUCAAAGGAAUAUUAAGAAGGAAUAUGCCAAAAUGGUCCAGGUCUUACAGGCCUACUGUAUCAUUUCAGCAGGCAUCCGUGUAAGUUGCACCAAUCAGCUUGGACAAGGAAAACGACAGCCUGUGGUGUGCACAGGUGGAAGCCCCAGCAUAAAGGAAAAUAUCGGCUCUGUGUUUGGACAGAAGCAGGUAGAAGUAACUGUAGUAACUGUGAAUUUUUUUUUUUUUUUUUCUUCAGCGCCCCCUAGUGACUCCGUGUGUGAAGAGUAUGGUCUGAGCUGUUCGGAUGCUCUGCAUAAUCUUUUUUACAUCUCAGGUUUCAUUUCACAAUGCGCGCAUGGAGUUGGAAGGAGUUCAACAGACAGACAGUUUUUCUUUAUCAACCGGCGGCCUUGUGACCCAGCAAAGGUCUCCAGACUUGUGAACGAGGUCUACCACAUGUAUAAUCGACAUCAGUAUCCAUUUGUUGUUCUUAACAUUUCUGUUGAUUCAGAAUGUGUUGAUAUCAAUGUUACUCCAGAUAAAAGGCAAAUUUUGCUACAAGAGGAAAAGCUUUUGUUGGCAGUUUUAAAGACCUCUUUGAUAGGAAUGUUUGAUAGUGAUGUCAACAAGCUGAAUGUCAGUCAGCAGCCACUGCUGGAUAUUGAAGGUAACUUAGUAAAAAUGCAUGCAGCGGAUUUGGAGAAGCCCCUGGUAGAAAAGCAGGAUCAUUCCCCUUCAUUAAGGACUCGAGAAGAAAAAAGGGACGUGUCCAUUUCCAGACUGCGAGAGGCCUUUUCUCUUCGUCACACAACGGAGAACAAGCCUCACAGCCCAAAGACUCCAGAAGCAAGAAGGAGCCCUCCAGGACAGAAAAGGGGUAUGCCAUCUUCUAGCACUUCAGAUGCCGUCUCUGACAGAGGCUUCCUGAGACCUCAGAAAGAGGCAACGAGUUCCGGUCAGGGACCCAGGGACCCUACGGAUGGAGCGGAGGUGGAGAAGGACUCGGGGCAUGGCAGCACUUCCGUGGAUUCUGAGGGGUUCAGCAUCCCAGACACGGGCAGUCACUGCAGCAGCGAGUGUGCGGCCAGCUCCCCAGAGGACAGGGGCUCACAGGAACAUGCGGACUCUCAUGAGAAAGCGCCUGAAACUGACGACUCCUUUUCAGAUAUGGACUGCCAUCCAAACCAGGAAGACACAGCGUGUAAAUUUCGAGUUUCGCCUCAGCCAACUAAUCUCGCAUCCCCAAACACAAAGCGUUUUAAAAAAGAAGAAAUUCUUUCCAAUUCUGACAUUCGUCAAAAGUUAGUAAAUACUCAGAACGUGUCAGCCUCUCAGGUUGAUGUAGCUGUUAAAAUUAAUAAGAAGGUUGUAGCCCUGGACUUUUCUAUGAGUUCUUUAGCUAAACGAAUAAAGCAGUUACAUCGUGAAACACAGCAAAGUGAAGGGGAACAGAAUUAUAGGAAGUUUAGGGCAAAGAUUUGCCCUGGAGAAAAUCAAGCAGCUGAAGAUGAACUGACGAAAAGAGUAUAAGUCGUAACUAAAACGAUGUUUGCAGAAAUGGAAAUCGUUGGUCAGUUUAACCUGGGAUUUAUAAUAACCAAACUGAACGAGGAUCUCUUCAUAGUGGACCAGCAUGCCACGGAUGAGAAAUACAACUUUGAGAUGCUGCAACAGCACACCGUGCUCCAGGGACAGAGGCUUAUUGUACCUCAGACUCUCAACUUAACUGCUGUUAACGAAGCUGUUCUGAUAGAAAACCUGGAAAUAUUUAGAAAGAAUGGCUUUGAUUUUGUUAUUGAUGAAAAUGCUCCAGUGACUGAAAGGGCUAAAUUGAUUUCCUUGCCAACUAGUAAAAACUGGACCUUCGGACCCCAGGACAUCGAUGAACUGAUCUUUUUGCUAAGCGACAGCCCUGGGGUCAUGUGCCGGCCGUCCCGAGUCAAGCAGAUGUUUGCCUCCAGAGCCUGUCGGAAGUCGGUGAUGAUUGGAACUGCUCUUAACACAAGCGAGAUGAAGAAACUGAUCACCCACAUGGGGGAGAUGGACCACCCCUGGAACUGUCCCCAUGGAAGGCCAACCAUGAGACACAUAGCCAACCUGGGUGUCAUUUCGCAGAACUGACAGUAGUCACUGUAUGGAAUCAUCGGUUUUAUUGCAGAUUUUUAUGUUUUGAAAGACAGGGUCUUCACUAACCUUUUUUGUUUUCAAAUGAACCUGCUACUUAAAAAAAAUACACAUCAGACCCAUUUAAAAGUGAUCUUGAGAACCUUUUCAGACCAGA
Messenger RNA from Cercocebus atys (sooty mangabey), 2878 nucleotides. It is a transcript of the gene PMS2, whose product is annotated as PMS2 postmeiotic segregation increased 2 (S. cerevisiae). Gene Ontology annotation, molecular function: mismatched DNA binding; ATP binding; ATP hydrolysis activity. The record is from RefSeq and is a predicted model, not a curated record. The transcript is spliced from 15 exons. Gene Ontology annotation, cellular component: MutLalpha complex. Gene Ontology annotation, biological process: mismatch repair. Lineage: Eukaryota; Metazoa; Chordata; Mammalia; Primates; Cercopithecidae.